This is a messenger RNA of Eupeodes corollae, 1485 nucleotides long. RefSeq names its product zinc finger BED domain-containing protein 4-like. The record is from RefSeq and is a predicted model, not a curated record. The coding region runs from base 1 to 1485 and encodes 494 amino acids. NCBI's taxonomy places the organism in Eukaryota, Metazoa, Arthropoda, Insecta, Diptera, Syrphidae. Gene Ontology annotation, molecular function: protein dimerization activity. The transcript has a single exon.
AUGGAUCUCAUUAUCGUCGACAUGCUGCCGUAUAACUUGGUUGAAGGAGACGCAUUUCGAAGACUCAACUUAGCUGACCCUGACACUCUAUUUAGAUACAGAAAGAAGUCUGAAAAAUACUUCAGAACGACUUUAAUGCCAGCGACGUAUUUUAAGGUAAAAGAAAAAGUCAUACUUCUCUUGGAAAAGGCUGAAUGGGUCAGCCUUACUACAGACAUAUGGAGUAAUCCUGCGAAGACUUGUUCUUUGCUGAGUUACACAGCUCACUUCAUUCAAGCAACGAAAAGACAAAAAGUUAUAUUGGCAGCAAGUGCACUUGAAGACAAUCAUACUGGAAAGCAUAUUUCAGAAACACUUAUCAAUAUAAUUGCUGAAUUCCGAUUGACGAACAAAGUUCACAUGGUUAUACGUGACAAUGCUUGUAAUAUGCAGUCUGCCAUGCGUCUUGGAAAUUUUGCAUCCAUUGGAUGCGUAGCUCAUACGCUUCAGUUGGUAAUCCAUGAAAUUAUAUUCAAAAGCGAUCCCAUGAUGGAUAUAAUUAAAAAAUGUCGCAAAAUUGUUGGACAUUUUAAAAGAAGUGAGCAAGCUUGUCGAUAUUUAAAGCAAUUCCAAGAAACUUGCGACUUACCCAGGCACACUUUGAUUCAAGAUGUUGAAACACGCUGGAAUAGCACGUAUCUAAUGUUGGAAAGGCUCAUGGAACAAAAAUUCGCUGUAAAUUUGUACAUGGCAGAACGCGGUGGCAUAGAAGUACCAGCAGCAGAAGAAUGGGUGCAAAUAAGAGAUUUGAUAUCCGCAUUGAAAUGCUUUUAUCAAGCUACACUUGAUAUUUCAAGCGACUCUUCAUCAAUAUCAUUAAUUAUACCACUGAUUGUCAUGCUGAAUUCAAAACUAGCUCCAAAAGAUGAAGAUACUGAAAACUUAAAAUUGCUUAAAAUCCGGUUGUGUGAGUCUGUUAAUAAACGAUUUUCGUACUCAAAAAGUACUCCAAAUUUAUUGAUUGCUACCCUUAUAGAUCCUCGAUUUAAAGGGAAGUAUUUUACCGGUGAUGAAAUCGGAAAUACCAAAGCAAAAAUAUUGGAAUUAUUACAACAGAACUUGUCAAAUCAAACGGUUCCGAUGAUUUUAGAAGACGAUGAUCCCCAGCCAUCUUCUUCAACAUCAGCAUCAGGAUUGCAACAUGAUGAUUUAUGGGAAUCACAUGAUAAAUUUGUUUUGCCAGUCGAGAGCGGAACUUGCUUAAAUGAACCUCCUCCGUUUGAGGGACAGCUGUUGUCUUUUUUGAAAGAACCUUUACUCUUACGAAACACUGAUGUAUAUGCAUAUUGGGCGUCUAGCCCAUACAAUUAUCUAAGGACCGUAGCUAUACAAUUUUUGUCUGCGCCACCCACUAGCGUUCCUAGUAAACAACUGUUCUGUGCUGCCGGACAGAUAUAUGCGGACAGAAGAUCAAAUUUGAGUGGUGAAAAUGUUGAAAAACUUUGA